AUGCCUUCGCUCGAAGUUGACGACUAUGGUGUCACACCUGUUACCACAUUUGUCAGCUUUUUCGAGGAAGCUCUGGACGCCGCGAGCGCGAUCAAACCGACAGCUGCGAUCGAUCCUCCUCUCGAAGAAGCCGACCUCGAAGGUGUCCUGAGCCGGCUGCCCGAAACGCCUCAUGCCAACGAAUCACAAGACACACGCCAGCGGAAACAUCACAGAUUUGCCGUCAUUGAGACUGCAGCCCGUGGCAUCCUCAGUAAUCUCAUCGCCCAGGUCCCCAUCGAUUCAAACGACUUUGUCAGAAUAUGGAACCUUUUCGACAUACUACAAUGCCUCUCCGAUCGGGGCCAAUGCGACCCAGCUCUACUCGUGUGGCUCCUUGAAGACCUCCUCGACAGCCAGACCAUUCCGGGUUGUCGAAAGAUUUUCGACUACCUCGAGUCACGGAGGCAACGCAUCAUCUCCAGAAACUUCGCCGAGAAGAAGCUCAUAAUACUGAGAAGCUGUAACGAGCUUCUGCGCCGACUUUCACGCGCUGAAGACACGUCUUUCUCGGGCCGCGUCUUCAUUUUCCUCUUCCAAAGCUUCCCUCUUGGUGAUAAGAGCUCGGUUAACCUCAGGGGUGAAUACCAUACUCAAAAUGUCACAAUCUAUGAUCAAGAAGCUUCCAAAGCCGAUCAUGCUGAGGACAAGAUGGACGUCGACUCCGAGACUACUCCUGCCAAAGAUGGGGAGCGGCCAGUGCCGAGCAAGGCCGUCUCUUUCAGUGACAAGAAAGAAGCAGCACUGGAGAAGCCUCUAGAUGCCGACGCACUCUAUCCGGUAUUUUGGUCUCUGCAAGAGAGCUUCAAUCAGCCUAAGAAGCUCUUUUCGCCACCCCACUUCAGCCAGUUCAAGACCUCGCUACAGGCUAGCAUGGCGGCAUUCAAAGCAAGACCAGUACAGCAAGAGCCGAAAUCUUCGAAACAAGCCGAGGAUAGUAAGCGAGGGCUGAAGAGGAAGCGGAGCUCUGAUGUCGAUACCAUCGUUGAUACUUUUAAUCCAAAGUACUUGACAAGUCGUGAUCUGUUCGAGCUCGAGAUCGGCGAUCUAUCACUGAGGAGAUACGUUCUGUUCCAGGCACUCAUCAUCAUGGACUUCCUGCUGUCGCUAGCCCCAAAAGCCAAGGAAGAGUUGUCAUCAAUACCGCAAGUCAACAAAUCUGUGGCUUACUUGGAUCAAACCCUCAGCGAGGAGGACAUCAAAUGGGCAACAUCAAUGAAGUCGGACAUAUCCAAGUAUCUUCUGAGCACCACGCCUGAUGGCCCCUUCUUCCUGAGACUCGUCGAAACGGUACUCAUCCGAGACAAGAACUGGGUCAGGUGGAAGAUCGAAAACUGCCCGCCAAUCGAGCGACCAGCUGUCACGCCUCAGGAGUGGGCCGAGACCAUGAGCAACGCAAAGUCUCUCUCGACAAACAAGAGACUGCGACGGGAGGCUAUGGGUUCGCUGUCGCUCGACUUCCUGAACGACGAACAGGACGCAAACGCAGUGGAGAAGCUCAAAGACCCCGAAAGAUACCAGCUUCCGGAGCUCAAGAGCUUCAAGCGGAAGAUCCAGGAGGACGACCUCGAGAUCGAGAUGCCACUUUCCAACGACUCAAAGGCGGCCGCCGUCGAGGGCAAAGCAAGCAAGACUUGGAGGGCCUUGCGGAUUGCGAGCAGGUCAAAGCUGGCGCUGUUCGAUCAGAUCGAGUCGUACGAGGAUAUCAAUAUCCUCUUCGAGGAGAAGAAACCGGAAGAGGAGGCUCAUGAGAAUGGAGAGAGUGGGGAGAAUGGGGACGUCGGGGAUAAUGAUCAGACCAUGGAUGAGGUCAAGGAACAAGAGUCUGAGCCUGCUCUAGAGAAUGGCAACAGUGAAGCUGCGGCUGUGACGGCAGAAGUGGUGUCGACAGAGGCUUGA
This is a messenger RNA of Diaporthe amygdali, 1938 nucleotides long. RefSeq names its product guanylate kinase. NCBI's taxonomy places the organism in Eukaryota, Fungi, Ascomycota, Sordariomycetes, Diaporthales, Diaporthaceae. Bases 1 to 1938 code for a protein of 645 amino acids. Gene Ontology annotation, cellular component: THO complex part of transcription export complex. The transcript is spliced from 3 exons. The record is from RefSeq and is a predicted model, not a curated record. Gene Ontology annotation, biological process: mRNA export from nucleus; regulation of DNA-templated transcription elongation.